This is a messenger RNA of Aspergillus caelatus, 1440 nucleotides long. Its product is annotated as uridine-cytidine N-ribohydrolase. The transcript is spliced from 5 exons. Gene Ontology annotation, biological process: purine nucleoside catabolic process. Gene Ontology annotation, molecular function: purine nucleosidase activity. Gene Ontology annotation, cellular component: cytosol. Bases 184 to 1311 code for a protein of 375 amino acids. The record is from RefSeq and is a predicted model, not a curated record. NCBI's taxonomy places the organism in Eukaryota, Fungi, Ascomycota, Eurotiomycetes, Eurotiales, Aspergillaceae.
CGGAGAUUCCUCUUUGGGGGCGCGCUCAGGGCUUAGGGUUUCCUCAUAUCGAUAAGGGGACCCUUAUCAGUGACUUUCCCCCGCCAUUGUCAUCCAUGGAUCAGCCAACUUACAAAGUCCAUGAUAAUAUCUAACCCCUGAAUACUUCAUUGAGUCCUCUAGCUCUGCACAUAGAACGCCGUAAUGCACUCGUCAUCGGAUAUUCCUAUUCCUCUAUGGCUAGACUGCGAUCCGGGCCACGAUGAUGCAUUUGCCAUUCUUCUUGCCGCCCAUCAUCCCUCUCUGCAUUUAUUGGGCAUCACCACAGUCCACGGCAAUGCCUCUUUGGAGAACACAACCAACAAUGCUACAAGGAUAUUGGAAGCCAUUGGGCGGCCAGAUAUUCCUGUAUAUCCAGGUCAUAAAAAGCCUUUCUGUAGGCCUGCAAUCCAUGCUCCCAAUAUUCACGGUGAUUCUGGUAUCGACGGAACCGAACUUCUACCGAAGGCUACAAAGGCCCCAAUAACAGACAAGAACCCAAUUCUGGCAAUGCGAGAUGCCCUCUUAGCACAGCCAAAGGGAACGCCUUGGGUCAUAGCAACCGGGACCUUAACCAACGUAGCUUUGCUCUUUGCGACAUUUCCUGAAGUAGCAGAGCAUAUUCAAGGUCUAAGUAUCAUGGGUGGUGGAGUUGGCGGAGGCUUUACAGAUGCACCUAUGAGUCGACUUAUUGGUGAAGAGUCAAGGAUUGGGAAUAUCACCCCUCUGGCAGAAUUUAACAUCUACUGCGACCCAGAGGCAUCCCAGUCGAUAUUCCGCAAUCCUGUCAUCGCUUCCAAGACGACGUUGAUCACUCUUGACUUAACACACCAAGUCCUCGCCUCGCAAUCUGUGCAGUCCCGCGUCUUGCAUGGUGGUGAUGACCUUUCGGUUCCUCCAACAGUUCUCCGGCAGAUGCUAUUCGACCUUCUUGUUUUCUUUGCGUCAACUUAUGAAAAUGUUUUUGGAUUGACUAGUGGGCCUCCCUUGCACGACCCUCUUGCGGUCGCGGUAAUCCUGUCAACCCUCAACCCGGUGUAUGCGAAACUGCAUCCCGAUCAAGUUUUAAGGUUUGACGAUAGGAACGGGGAGCGAUUUGAUGUCGACGUCGUCACUGAUGGUCUCCACGGGACCGAUGUCGAGCUAGUCGGCGAGCUUGGUCGGUCAAGGGUUAUAUCUGGUACUAACGGAGUUGCCAUUCCCCGGGGAGUGGAUCUGGAUGCGUUCUGGAAUAUGAUACUGGACUGCCUUAGGCGUGCGGAUGAAUGUAAUGCUGCGCGGAAGCUGGCGUGAUGUAUAGAUGAAGAUGUUAGAGAUGGGCUGCUUGACCCUUAAGACGGGUUGUCUGUCGAUUACUCAAGCUAUGUAAGCUUAUUUGUCUACUUUAGAAAGAUUUCAAGACUUCUGCAGAUUAUUUGCGCA